AUGAGUUCGCUGCCCACCCAUCCCGACCAUGAGUGGAGUCUCAUGAUCAACAUGGCGGCGCAAGCCACUGGGGCCUUUGACCCGAACGAAUACUAUCGACUCACAAACCUCGCGCUGGGCGGCGAGUUUUCUCUUGAUGUCGACGGUUCUAAGGCGAUCCCCGAUGGCAAAAUGGGUAUGGCAGCGUCAGGGCUGUACACGGGGCAGAUUUAUCAGAUUUUGGAGAAUGCAGACGAUCCAGGUCACUACUGGUUCGCAAGUUCCUGGCUGGGCGCGAAGGAGAAGAUGGACGCCGUCAUUAACGAUAGAGGGGACUACGCACCAUUCUUGAGGAAUAUCACAACUGAUUACAACCAGACGUGGGGGCUUACACCUCAUGUCGAUACCGCAAACAAUCGGACAACAUGGACAAUCAUGCCGGACUGGUUUGGAGGUGUAGGGUCCAGCCGAGCUAUGAGCGUUUACAACGACACCAAGCAGCCCUAUCUAGCUACACCGGGGCCGAACCCGGAUCUUGGGCAUGGCGAUGUCAACCAAGCGUGGUUCAUCACGAAGGAGGGAAUGACUAUUGAUGAUCCCACUUUCUCAUCAACAAACUUACCAUCCCUGGCUACCGCGGCACCGAUAGUUCCUGAAGGUGUGACGCCUAGCGCUGUAGCCGCAACGCCAACAUCAGAUUCAACACGUGCUGCUGGAUCAAGUGAAACUGAUCAUCUCGCGGGCCCACUGAUUGCUGCUGCCGUGGUGCCGACUGUAACCGUCUUCAUUUCUGUCAUCGCUUUCAUCACUUUCAUCUGCAUGCGCCGCCGCAGGGCUAGGAGGAUGGCUCGGAACAUGCCAUACGGAAGCGGUUCGAACGCGGCAGCAUCCAAAGAUGGACUCGCGUCCGAGAUUCUCGAUACCUUCAGCGCAGAGACCCUAGGUCACUGGCGGCGACGACACUCUAUGCGUGAGAAGAACCAGCCUUUCUCACAGAGCGUCGCAAGUAGCCACCUGAGCGAGCCUCGACUUGCACGUCUACCCGAAGAUAGCGUCAUGUCCAUCAACCCGCGCGCAAAUCCAUUAAGGCCUCCGCCUUUGCGUACGGGGUCAUCUUACCGUGGUGGAGCUCAUUUUCAUGGCAGACAUGCAUUCUUUGGGUCUUCGGCUCUAGGACUGUCCGACACCGACACGACCCUUACAAGUCAAGACUUAUAUCACAUGCAGAUCGAGGAGCUGAGUGGGGUGUCACCGACGAGAAAGCCACCAUGGAUGGAGGAACGGAGCCCUAGUGUGAUGGAAGGAAAAGGAAUGGAAGUUUUAGAUACGACGUCUGGUGACCCGAGACACAAGAGGAACAACAGGCCAUCAAGCCCGUUCGAGUUGGAGAAUACCCGACCACAGAGCAGAUAUGAACUGGAAUGA
This is a messenger RNA of Diaporthe amygdali, 1404 nucleotides long. RefSeq lists its product as uncharacterized. The record is from RefSeq and is a predicted model, not a curated record. The transcript has 3 exons. Lineage: Eukaryota; Fungi; Ascomycota; Sordariomycetes; Diaporthales; Diaporthaceae. The coding region runs from base 1 to 1404 and encodes 467 amino acids.